Messenger RNA from Aphanomyces astaci, 1247 nucleotides. RefSeq lists its product as hypothetical. The coding region runs from base 159 to 1217 and encodes 352 amino acids. NCBI's taxonomy places the organism in Eukaryota, Oomycota, Saprolegniomycetes, Saprolegniales, Verrucalvaceae. The record is from RefSeq and is a predicted model, not a curated record. The transcript has a single exon.
CGACACCUUCCACGUUUCAUGAAACGGCCCGUUUCACGGCUGACUCGCAGAAUAUGGGAGUCGCGUGCCAUCAGUCGGAUGUUCCAAAACGAAGGAUACACAUAAACCCUUCAGUCACUUUUCCAUCUUCCUCGUUCUUCCCAGGCGCUUGAACAUCCAUGCAUCAUCAUCGGGCUGUUGUAUGUGUGGCCGCUGCGUUCCUCGCGGCAGUUCCACUCGCAGCCGCGCAGGACGAAACCACUGCGCCCGAGGUGCUUGUGACUCGGCCUGGCAUUUGCCGAGGGUCAGGCGCGUCGGCAGAUUGCACCAAGUACGGCACGGGCUAUUCGUGCGUGUCUGUCGAGUCCAACAUUGCCGGCAUGUCGUUGCUAUCCCAAUGCGUCCGAGGGCAGGCGUGCGGGGGGAACGUGAACGGCCAAUGCCCUACGUUUACCAGUUGGCCCGCCAGCACCCGCGUGGUGCAGCCGAUUUGCGCGUUUACCGAAGUCCCCAACUGCGAAAACGCCCUGAACGCAGACGGCACGUCGGUGGUGGCUGCCAACUCGAACAAAACUGUCACGUGUUUUGAAGCCAACUUUGCCAGCGGCACCUUGACCAAGACAGUGAAUGGCAUUUACAAGUGCGUGGACCAAAAGAUGUACCGCGACAAGGCCAUGGGGUUUCUCGAUUUGACCGAAACGCACCUCAAGUCGUGUGCGGGCAACAUCACGACCGACAACAACGGCGUCCGUGUGAACCUGGGGCUAUGCAACUCCCACGGCACGUGCGCCCCCAAGUCGCCCCUUAGCAGCGAAUACGGCUGCAUUUGUAACGCCGGCUACACCCCCACCGACAACUGCUUUGUGGCCGUUGGCAACGUGUGCGAUGGGUUUGGCCAGUGUGGCAGCAACGGGGCGUGCAGCCCCACCACCGGGCAAUGUGUGUGCAAGCCCGGGGCCCGAGGCAACCAAUGCUCGCUGUGCGACGCCACGGCCCCAGCCGAGUCUGUCUGUACGAAUCGCGGCUCGUGUGGUAUCGACGGCACGUGCCUGUGCACGUUGGGCUACGAAGGACUGCAGUGUGAAACUGUGUCCAAACCUGUCAAGUCGAACAGCACUGACUCGACGUCGGUCACACCGUCGACGAGCAGCAGCCCCGACGGCAACCGUCAUACGUUGGUGACCAAGGCAGGGGGGUUAGUACUGGCUUUCGUGGUCGCGGCGUUGGUAUUCGUUUAAACUGACGUAAUUGCAACCUUCUACUGUGAA